Messenger RNA from Cucurbita moschata (crookneck pumpkin), 2241 nucleotides. Its product is annotated as putative F-box/LRR-repeat protein At5g02700. The transcript has 4 exons. Lineage: Eukaryota; Viridiplantae; Streptophyta; Magnoliopsida; Cucurbitales; Cucurbitaceae. Gene Ontology annotation, molecular function: protein binding. Bases 396 to 2126 code for a protein of 576 amino acids. The record is from RefSeq and is a predicted model, not a curated record.
CUUCCCAAAUGUAUAAGCCCUUUCUUGCGAUGCUUGAUUAACAAGGAACGACCUAAUUUAAUUCGCUUUCUGCUCCGUUGAUUCUCUGCUUUGUUGAAACUUUGAAGAAUCUCCUUCUAAACAAUUGACGAGCUUAUGUGUUCAUUUGACAACGAUAAACAGGGGCUGCUAUUCAUGAUUUUCUUCAACCAAUAUUGAUAGAGAAGAGAUUUGUUGUCCCACAUUGGUUGGAGAGGAGAACGAAACAUUCCUUAUAAGGGUGUGGAAACCUCUCCCUAGUACACGUGCUUUAAAAUCUAGAAGGGAAGCUAAAAAAGGACAAUAUCUGCCCGUGGUUGCCCGUGGUGACUAGAGCUGUUACAUUUGUUCACAAAUAAAUACAAACCUCAGGUGAUAUGGAUGAUGAGCAAACCAAACAUGAUGGUUUGACAUUGUUCUCACGAGUACCUUUUUCAAGAAGGAAGAGAAAGAGAAACGACAUCGAAAAUAUAGAUGGGAUUAAAAAGAAGCAGAAUAAGGGUGUGAAAACAGUUGAGCAAGAGAUUGAGUCAGUUGAUAUGAUCUCGGAGUUGCCUGAAUCUGUUAUUCAUCAUAUCUUGUCAUUCAUUCGAAGUGCAAAAGAGGCUGCUCGAAUGAGUAUCCUGUCGAAAAAGUGGAGAGAUGCAUGGAAGUCUUUUUCCAUACUAACAUUUGAUGAACAAAGCUUUCUCAAGACAGAAGUCGAUCUUGGUAGUGAUCAGCGAAGGCAGAUGUUUAUUAACUCCAUUGAUAACUCCUUGCUAAGCCACCUUACACGAAACUUUGGCAUUUACAAGCUAGUGUUCCGUGUAACGCCAAAGCUCAUCCUGUAUCUGAAUCGGUGGGUUGGCAUUGCGGGGGCAAAUGGUUUAGGUGAGCUAGAUAUCCGUGUUGAGAAGUCACCCAGACAUUACAUUGUGCCACCAUUUAUGAACUCUAUCAAGACUCUAACUGGAUUGAGAUUGCAUGGUCUUAAAUGGUCAAGUUUUGCAGCUUUAGAGUUCAAUAAUUUGCGAAAGCUGUAUCUCCGAAGACUAUACGUAGAUCAGCAGAUGAUCGAGAAAUUGGCUUCUACCAGUCCUUUAAUUAUGGAUUUGAGAAUUGUAGAAUGUCGAGGAUUAAAAAAUUUGCAGAUUUCGGGUUUUCGAAAGCUUGAAAGGGUUGACAUGUAUCAAUGUCAUGGUCUUAGAAGGGUUGAGCUCCAAGUUACUAGUCUGAACACAUUUUGGUUUUGUGCAAAGAAUUCUUCACGUUGUAAACUUAACUUAGAGUCCUGCACAUCCUUGAAGAGGUUGACAUUAGAGAACCCAUCUAUGACAGAUACUUUCCUUAAUAAGCUACUUUUCAACUUUCCAGUCCUCGAAAAAUUGAUACUCAGCAGAUGCAACAAGUUAAAGCAUAUUGAGAUAUCAAAUGUCAAGCUCCGGAGUCUAGGCUUGAGAAGUUGCAACAAUCUGAAAAUUGUUGAUAUUGGUACUGUAAAUCCUUGUUCAUUAGACUAUAAAGGCCACAAGAUGGUUUUUAUGCUCGGUCAGUUGUGCCUAAAGGAGGCAAAUUUUUCUUUCGGUUUGAAUGAGAAAGACGGUGCAGCUGAUAUUCCGUGUCGAAAUUUAGUCAUCCAUUCUUUUCUUCGAUAUUAUUGUGAAGGUUUUACGAUCAUCGUCUGGUUUCAUAAGAAUAUUAUAAUUCAUGACGAGAGCAAAGACAUCCUCCUUCCUCCUCUCCCCCAUCUCAAGCUUCAUGUAAUCAAGUCAUCUACAGAUCCCAAAGAUUUAUUAGAUGGUUUGUUGACGACAUGGCACCCGGAGAGGAUAAUCGUAGUGUCAUCUCCUAGCAGCGAUGUUCCAAAGGCGUUGCACAAAAUAAAAGGAGUAGGGGACCCAAGCUACUGCGGCUGCAACAGUUCAAACAGAAAAUGCUGGUGCCAUUUCUUGGAGGACGCCAAGAUUGUGAACAUUGCAGAAACUGAAGGUAUAUCAGGUCAGUUUUAUGGCCUGAAAUUGCAGAAUAGGGUAGACCAAAUAACUUGUAUGCGGCUACUUUGGGAGCCUUCUGUGCAUUUUGGUAAAAGCAUAGGGUCUGAUUCAUCACCAAACAAAAGACAGUGAUGAAGGGCUAUGAAGAAAUGUUUCAUACUAAUUAACUUUAGAGUUAUAUUUGCUGCUUGCUUGGUAAUCUGUAUGUAUUAUGUACUAUGAGUUCAAAUUUCUUUUCCUUUAUAUA